This is a messenger RNA of Hypomesus transpacificus, 4666 nucleotides long. It is a transcript of the gene chs1, whose product is annotated as chitin synthase 1. Gene Ontology annotation, molecular function: chitin synthase activity. The coding region runs from base 64 to 4338 and encodes 1424 amino acids. Lineage: Eukaryota; Metazoa; Chordata; Actinopteri; Osmeriformes; Osmeridae. The transcript is spliced from 21 exons. The record is from RefSeq and is a predicted model, not a curated record. Gene Ontology annotation, cellular component: cell septum; cell periphery.
ACUAAUAACAUCAGACUUACUAACCACAGACAACUGGCUAACCAGUCACUGCCUACUAUCAACAUGGAGGAACUCAAAUCAAGAGGACGCAAACGAGAGGGAAGACACAGGGACACAUGGGACCCAUUCCAGUUAAACCCUAUCGGGGCAGAGAAGGAGCAGACAAGGCAUUGCUUUGAACUGGCGCAGUACCUAGUAGCAGUGAUAGUGGGUUUGCUGGUCCUUGCCAGUGCUGUCAUCAGCAAGGGCACUCUGCUGGUGCUGUCCACGUUGUCAAGUCCCUCCUCUCUGCGAAGCCCUAAGCAGAGACAGUUCUACAUGCUGAUGCUUGUGUUGUGCCUCAUUUUCCCAAACCUGCUUGUCUUCAUAAAGUCUCUUUGGAAAUGUGCAUUCAAAAGCUUUGUCAAGCCCAACAUGAAGACCUUGGGCCUGAUGUGUAUAAUCGAGUGUCUGGUGUCUCUGGGCACCUCUGUCCUGGUCUUAGUGGUGAUGCCCCAGUUUGACGUCCUCACAAAUCUGUUCAUUUCUGGAGGUGUGUGCAUCCUGUCCUCAGUCCUACAGAUCGUCUUCCGCCUGCAAAAAGAGAGCUGGAAGAUCAUCUUCCCAAUUUGCUCCCUCAUCCUGGUCCUGGCAGGUUACUUCUUGCUGGGAAUUGACUACUAUGUACGUGUGUCUUCCUACAUGGCCAAUCAGGAAAGUGACUGUUUUGUGUAUGUAGGUGUGGGUGUGUUUGCCUCCCUAUUGGUGUCUCUAAACUGGUGGGAGAACUCUCUGCAGGCCAGCAACAGCAUCCAAGAGAUGCUUACAGAGCUGGAGGGCUUCAGGGACUUUGUGUUUGUUUUGACCAGCAUCCUGAGAACUCUGAUAAUAGCAGCCGUCUAUUUCAUCUACUACAAGCUUUUUACUAACACAAUUGUUUGGAGCGACUUCUACUUAGGGGAAGAUAAGGAGAGCCUGAAAAUUGGCCUAAUCGUCUUCUUCAUGCAGGCUUUCUUUUCUGCUGCCUGCCAUUGGUUUGGUGUUGUGGCAUGUAAGAUCCAUGCCAUCCGGAUGAGCUUUGCAUUACCAGUGUGUUCCACUGGUCCAGCUAUGCUUAUCCUGGGAAUAAUCCUUUUCAUAACACAGGCAGAUAAGUUGGAGGGUGUAGACUCCACUUCUAUCCAGGACUUCUGCUCCAGUCUUGUGGAACUGAGCACGAAGAACACCACCCCAGUGGUUCUGCUGGAGCUCACCAGAAGCAUCUGUAGAACGUCUCUGAACAGUCCAUAUUUGACCUGGCCAUUCUCCCUGCUGGCCCUGGAAGGCAUCUGCAUGUGGCUGGGCUUCAUAACCAGCACCUACUACGUCUGGAAGAUCAAGGUGCAGCGGAUCGAAAGGACCUCCCAGCUCUUUGUGCGCCGCCUCUAUGAAUCAGCGUUCAUUGACCUGUCUCUGUUGCUCAACACCAAGAUGAAGGUGGUCCGCGCCAGGAACCAGGAGAGUAAUGAUGAUCUGGAGAACUGUGUUAUCUACCUAUGUGCCACCAUGUGGCAUGAGACCUAUGAUGAGAUGCUGAAGAUCCUGACCUCGAUGUUUAGAUUGGACCGCUACAGAGGUGACCCCAAGGAAGAGCAUAAAGACGUUUUUGACUUUGAGUGUCACAUCUAUGUAGACGACUCAUUUAUGAUAGAGAAGGGGACAGGCAAGAAGCUGGUCAACAGUUACGUCAACGACCUUAUUCAUGUCGUCAUAGAGGUGUACAGGGUGUUCACCAACAAGGAACCAGAUGAUGUGUCCAUCAUCGAAACGCCAUAUGGCGGACGUCUGAUGUUUGUGAUGCCUGAGGGCAACAUGCUUUAUGUUCAUUUAAAGGACAAGUCUCUGAUCAGGAAUAAGAAGAGGUGGUCCCAGAUCAUGUAUCUGUAUUAUCUGCUCGGCUGGAAAGGCUAUAUAGUAAAGAACCCUCAGAAGAUUACAAGGCAGAACAACCCCUGCCGCGCAAGCCUAAUUUCUCUGGAUGGUGAAAGCUUUCUGUUGCCUCAAUACGACAACGACAGUAAGAGGAAGCACAUCACAGACGACAACACCUACAUCAUGGCACUGGAUGGAGACACAGACUUUCAGCCCAAAGCUCUCAUCUUAUUGGUCGACCGUCUCAGGAUGUAUGACAAUGUGGGAGCAGCAUGUGGGCGGAUACACCCCACUGGGAUGGGUCCAAUGGUGUGGUACCAGAAAUUUGAGUAUGCUGUAGGACACUGGCUCCAAAAGACAGCUGAGCAUGUGUUUGGUUCCGUCCUCUGCUCGCCUGGUUGCUUCAGUCUGUUCAGAGGUUCUGCCCUCAUGGAUGACAAUGUCUUGAAGAGAUACACGACCACAGCAACAAAAGCCUCGGAGUAUGUCCAGUACGACCAAGGAGAGGACAGGUGGUUGUGCACGCUGCUUUUGCAACAGGGAUGGAGAGUGGAGUACAAUGCAGCAUCUGACGCCUACACUAACUCGCCCCAGGAGUUUAAGGAGUUUUAUAACCAGCGACGUCGCUGGGGUCCAUCCACCUUGGCCAACACCCUGGAUCUGCUGCACAGUGGAGGAGAGACUGUCAAAAGGAAUAGCUCCAUCUCAAGACUCUAUAUUUUCUACCAGAUGUUCACUGUCAGUUCCUCCAUCCUUGGACCAGCCUCUGUCUCCCUCAUGAUAGCAGGAGCUUUCCAGUUUGUGUUUCAGAUUCCAGGGACCCUGUCCAUCGUCAUCUCAGUGAUCCCACCUGUAUUCUACAUGUUUGUGUGCUUUGUGGCCAAACCCAACCUCCAGAUCUCAAUUGCAGCCAUUAUGAGUGUUCUCUAUGCCUUCCUCAUGACUGCUUCCUUCUUCUCCAUUAUUGGUGACAUGGUUCAGCAAGAAACAUUCCUCACACCCACAGGGCUAUUCCUGGUCUCCAUGACAAUCAUGUACCUGGUUACAGCCAUCUUGCACCCAGAGGAGUUCAGCAUGAUCAUCUACGGACUAAUGUACUUCAUCUGCAUCCCAUCGGGCUACCUGCUAUUGACUAUCUACUCCUUGGUUAACAUGCACAUAGUGUCUUGGGGCACCAGGGAAUCGAGCAAAGAGAUGGAGGAGAAAAAAAUGCAGAGUGUCCUCUGUGACCGUAAUUGCAAACUCUGCUGCUGGGACGUGAAAAUACAGGUGACUCAAGAGACAGAUAAUCUGAUUCUGCAACAGAUGCAGAAUGCCAUUAGUCAGAAGACCCAGGCAGUCCUCUCCUCAUCUACAUACGAGGAAGUACUACAGAUCCCACAGGAAGGAAACAAACACCAUGAUGCCAGAAAAGAGAUCCAUCCAAGUGGCAAAAGGUGUUUCUCUGAUAACAAACUACAGCAUGAAGAUGGAGACUCAGCAUCAGGCUAUAGUAGGAGUGACGACAGCAUCUCUAAGAAUGUCAGUACAAACUCCAGCCUUGACAAUGAAGAUGACAAUGAAGAUGACGAUGACACUAUGACAAUGUUUUAUGAUGACACUAUGCAGGUGGAGACAAAGUUGGUCCCUGAUAGUGACUGGGUGGAACCAGUCAAGACUGAGUUCUUAAAGAAGUUGACCUAUGCCAACAUGAAGAGGAAUCUGCAGGAGCAGAUCAGGUACACACUGCGUAACAAGAACCAGGAGGAUGUGUGUGAGGAGCUUGUUAUGAUGCUGACGGACACAGUAAAUGGUGAACUGAAGGACAGGGUGGGACCAGAAGAUAUCCUUUCAGAGAGCAAGCUAGAGGAACUGCAGUAUGCUCUGGACGAGCAGGCACGACGGAUCCUGAAGACCAAUCGAGCUGAGCGACUCGAGAGGAGGGUGAAGCGAGCCAUCGAGAAAACACUUAUUGCCCCUCAGGUGGAGAAACUGACAGAGGAUGAGACUGACUUCUGGAUAAAGCUGCUUGAGAGGUACCUGUCUCCUAUUGUCGAUGACAAAGCUCAAAAGGAAGUGGUAACCAGAGAGCUUAAGUCCCUCAGGAACAAGGCUGUGUUCCUGUAUUUCAUUGUUAAUGUUCUGUGGGUUGUGGCUACAUUCUUCCUCCAAGCCAUUGGAAGUGAUGUGAUCAGCAUCAAGAUUCCCAAGUUCUACCCAAAUGGAAGCCAGGCUGAAGAUUAUCUGAAGGUGGAGCCUCUUAGUUUGAUGUUCUUGCUGUCCUUUGCUGUUCUGCUGAUCAUCCAGUUCCUGGCCAUGCUCUACCACAGGAUCUACACUCUGAUCCACGUGGUGUCCUACAGGAGUUCAGAAAAAGACUACAAGGAAAAGAACGAAGAGGAUGAUGAGGGGCUUAUUCUAGAGAACCAGAUCGCCAACGGGCUAGUCAUUACUAGUGACGACCUUUAACUAACUGCAACUGUCUGGUGACCAUAAGGAUUGCCUUGUGACCAUCUAUUAAUUAGGUUUGUUACUUUACUGAAUGUUGAUGAGUGAAAGCACUGCAUUGUAUGCACAUUUAGUAUGUGUGGAAUUAAGACUCAACCACAGUGUGAUGUGUAAUGAUUAGAACGUAUCAUUGUGUUCAAUAGGCCUAAAGUAAACAAAGCCCUUUUAAACAUGUCAUUUAUCAUUGUGUUUUUAAUAUUAUUUUGGAGAUUACUCAUUUUCUUUAUAUAAUUGAUUGCAUUUCAGGGACUGAAAUAAAAUGUGUGUAUCCUGUCAAAUUCAAGCUAUA